CGCCCGCCGCUGGCGGGAGUCCGAGCGGCCCUGGAGGGGGCGCACGGUCUCCGACGCGCGCGCAAGGUAGAUAGAAAAUAAAAAUAAAACCAAACACCAGGCUUCCCCGCCACCUCCCCAGCCGAGCAAGAGAAGGGUGUCGCCGACCCGGGAGGGCAGGGGGCUUCCGGAGAGUUUCCCAGCCUCGAAAUGUGGGGGGCGGGAAUAAUAGGAGUGGGCGAGGCGUGGACCCUUAGCUUCGAAGCUGCGUUUGCAUAACACGCACUUGGCUUUUGUUUCCAUUGUGUGUCCGUUGGGGGCUAAGGGACUCCUGGGGUGCAAAGUUUGGGGGUGGAAGCUGCUGUGGAGGGGCAAAUUUUGUUUUUCUUAGAUCGAGUGACACAAAUCAGCAAAACACGUUCUGAAGAUGCUGAAUUUUAAAAUGUAUUAUCCUUGUGUUUAUUUGGGGUGCUGUUGUAGAUGGGGAGCUUAAGCUCCCAAAUUACCAGCUAAGAGUCCUCAGGCGGCUCCUGGCCGCCUCCUCCUUCCAACCACCGAGAUUUCAGCAAUCUCAGGGAACGACCGAGAGGCCCAGAGGAAUCGAGCCCUUUUCCGGCUUGCUUGUGGUGGUCAAAUCCAUUUGGGGGCGGGGUUGGGGCCCACUCGGGAGCCUCCACUCGCGGGAGGGGUCCCAGGAAGCGGACCUGGGCUUUGCAUUACCCGAGGCCCCUGGGAUGGGGAAAGGGGCAGGGGUCGAUUAAAAAAAUGUUCUCCCUUUUUUAAAAAGAGGAGGGGGGAGCUGAGACGUUAAAUUAUUUUGCAAACAUUCAUGCCGCGGGAAGGGCUGGGACAGGCCGCGCGGCCGCCGGAACCGGUCGGACAGGUAGCGAGCUUGUUGACACCGUUAUGUUGCAGGGCGCAUGCUCGCUCCCAAGUUUCCUGGUGCCUUUUCUAUUCCACCUUAGGAAACUUUUUCCCUGGCGUGGUCUCAGCCUGGAUUUAAGGCGCCGGAGUCGGCGAGGCGGGAGUCGUGGGCGCGCAGGGCGCAGGGACGAGCGGGGCGGGGGGGGCGCGGGGAGGAGCGGGGGGCGCGGCCGGGACCAGCGCCUAGCGGAGCCGGGCGGCGCGGGGGCCUCGCCAUGCCCAAAGCCUUCCUGGUGAAGCGCAGGAGCCCAGGCGCCGCGGAGCGCAGUUGGGCUGCGCUCCCGGACGAGAACCGCGCGGACGCCUACAUCCCAGUGGCCCUGGGACGCCUGUUUCAUAGCGCUGAGGACAGUCGCAGCGACGGCAGUAGCAGCAGCAGCACCGGCGAGCCCGGAGGCACCGAGAGCAGCUCGUCCCCGCGAGCUCCGGACCGCGACACCCCCGAGCCCGGCGACGCAGAGGGCGCAGAUGGACACCUGGCGGAGAAGCAGCGCGCGGUUGUCAGGUCGAAAAUCAAGUUCACCACAGGCACAUGCGGCGACUCAGCGAUGCACAGCUGCGAGCUCUGCGGCAAGGGCUUCCGCCUGCAGCGCAUGCUCAACCGCCACCUCAAGUGCCACAGCCAGGUGAAGAGGCACCUGUGCACCUUCUGCGGCAAGGGCUUCAAUGACACCUUCGACCUGAAGCGGCACGUGCGCACGCACACAGGCAUCCGGCCCUACAAGUGUGACGUGUGCCACAAGGCCUUCACGCAGCGCUGCUCGCUGGAGUCGCACCUGAAGAAGAUCCAUGGCGUGCACCAGCAGUACGCCUACAAGCAGCGGCGCGACAAGCUGUACGUGUGCGAGGACUGCGGCCACACGGGGCCCUCGCAGGAGGACCUGUACCUGCACGCACACCGCGCGCACCCAGGCAGCGCCCUCCUGCAAAAGACUUCCAAGAAGCUGGCAGCGCUGCUGCAGAGCAAGCUGGCAGCCGGGCCCCCGGGGGAUGCCAGCCCGAGUGAGGAGGAGGCCCGGAAGUGAGGGCUCUGCCCUAACCCAACCUCCUGUUUCCUUUCCCCUUGCCCUGGGUGUUGAACCCAGGGCCUUUGCACGGAGCUUCAUUCUCAGCCUUUGUUUUUUAU
Messenger RNA from Chinchilla lanigera (long-tailed chinchilla), 2029 nucleotides. It is a transcript of the gene Ovol2, whose product is annotated as ovo-like zinc finger 2. The record is from RefSeq and is a predicted model, not a curated record. The transcript has 4 exons. Gene Ontology annotation, molecular function: DNA-binding transcription factor activity, RNA polymerase II-specific; RNA polymerase II cis-regulatory region sequence-specific DNA binding. Gene Ontology annotation, biological process: epidermal cell differentiation; regulation of transcription by RNA polymerase II. Bases 1119 to 1928 code for a protein of 269 amino acids. Lineage: Eukaryota; Metazoa; Chordata; Mammalia; Rodentia; Chinchillidae. Gene Ontology annotation, cellular component: nucleus.